Messenger RNA from Aspergillus puulaauensis, 960 nucleotides. RefSeq lists its product as uncharacterized. The record is from RefSeq and is a predicted model, not a curated record. Bases 1 to 960 code for a protein of 319 amino acids. Lineage: Eukaryota; Fungi; Ascomycota; Eurotiomycetes; Eurotiales; Aspergillaceae. The transcript has 2 exons.
AUGUAUUUCAACUCAGCAAUUCGGACGCAAAUUUCGUCCUGUCCGAAAUUGGCCUACUUUAAAAUCCCGCCCCUCGCGUUGGUCGUCUACGUCUUCCUUUCCACCUUCAUACACCUCCGAUACCUGCAACUUCCUAUCCACGCCAUGUCUGUGAUUGUCUUCGGCCCAACCGGCAGUGUCGCCUCAGUCGUGGCCCAGACUGCCCAGGAAAAUGGCGCCACAGUCUUCCUCGCCAUGCGCGACACCCAGAAACCCGUCCCCGGCCUCACCGCAGAGCAGGAAAAGGCCGGCAAGUACAAGAGAGUCCAAGCAGACCUGGCCGAUCCCGACUCCGUCGCUGCUGCUAUCAAGGAAUCCGGCGCGAGGCGUGCAUUCUUCUACCGCGCACACACCACGGACAAUAUGCGCGGAACCCUGACUGCACUCAAGGACGCCGGCGUGGAGUUUGUUGUUUUCCUUUCCAGUUAUACCAUCGCCGGGGACCCGCGGGAUGUCGAGCCCAGUGAUCUGAUCCCUUUCAUCCAUGCACAGAAGGGGAUCAAUGAUGGCGCUGUGGACCUGUACGCGCCGGACUUCAAGUUCGAUUGCAUCACCCCUGGCGACAUGGGUGCUGUCGGUGGAAAGAUCCUGGUGAAUGGGCCUCGUAACGGGCAGCGCAAGGUGUACCUCUAUGGCCCUCAAGUCCUAGGGCAAGCAGAGGCCAUUCUGGCUAUUGGCAAGGUUCUCGGCAAGACGGUGAAAAUCGGGGCUCUGAGCGAGCAGGAGGCUCUGGAUGAGUACGUUCAGACAGGCAUUCCCAAGCCGCUGGCUGAGUAUCUGGUGAAGAAGUCUGGGGCGGCGAAUGAGGCGGGGGGCCGUGCUCACUAUGAGGAGGGCGUCCAGAACGUGCAGCUAUACACGGGCAUGCCUUCUCAAUCUUUGGAGGAGUGGGUGGCGGAAAGCAAGGCACGGUUUGCUUAA